AUGGGGAAGUCCUGGAAGGAGACAAGGCUGAGGUUGUAUAAUGCUUAUUUCAAGCCAACGUUCACGACUAAACAAAAUAUUGAGAAUCGUCCGCCGGGAAUUGAUCGAGAACAUUGGAGAUGGUUCCUUGACUAUCGCGCCAAACCUGAAACGAAGGAGAAGUGCAAGAAAAAUGCGAAGAAUCGAUCAAAACAACAAUAUACCCACACUGGCGGUUCAAAAAGCUUUGCACGACGAAUCGAAGAAGAGUCGGAACAACAAGGGAGAAUAGUCGGAAGAGGGGAGUUAUGGAUCGCAGUGCACAAAAAAAAGGACGGCUCCUACAUGAAUGAUGAAGCAAGAGCAAUCGGUCUUACUUUAAGUGUGAUUGCUAAUUUGCCUGUUAUGUUUAUAGACUUUUUGAACUUCGACGAAAGAAUUGAGGAGAUUGAGCAACAGGAUGAGUCAUCUAGAGUGUUGUCUCAGAAUGAUUCCAUUGCUCAGGUUUUCGGAAAAGAGAAACCGGGUAGAGUACAUGGUGUGUGUUUUGGACCGACUCCUAGUCAACUCUUCGGUCCAAAUUCACAUGGGCUUGGCAACGGAGUCCAACAAGAGGAGACUCAGAGGAAGCUGCUUGAACUGGAGGCACAGCUGGAAGGCGAGAAGUUGAAGAGGAAGGCGAUGGAGGAUGAGACAGCAGCAGAUAAGAAAAAGAUGAAGGCGAUGGAGAGUGCUCUAAUUUAUCUGUUUCAACGGCAGGGUGAGGAGCUGCCACCAGACAUCGCUGCAGGGAUGAGUUUUGUGGGAUGA
Arachis duranensis is the source of this 789-nucleotide messenger RNA. RefSeq lists its product as uncharacterized. NCBI's taxonomy places the organism in Eukaryota, Viridiplantae, Streptophyta, Magnoliopsida, Fabales, Fabaceae. The coding region runs from base 1 to 789 and encodes 262 amino acids. The record is from RefSeq and is a predicted model, not a curated record. The transcript is spliced from 5 exons.